Molecule: messenger RNA, 1131 nt
Organism: Ziziphus jujuba (common jujube)
Lineage: Eukaryota; Viridiplantae; Streptophyta; Magnoliopsida; Rosales; Rhamnaceae
Product: disease resistance protein RGA2-like
Exons: 1
Coding region: 1-1131 (376 amino acids)
Biological process (GO): defense response to fungus
Molecular function (GO): ADP binding
Source: RefSeq, a predicted model, not a curated record
AUGGCAGAAGCUAUCCUAUUCAACAUUGCAGAAAGAAUUCUUGGGAGGCUUGGCUCUGCUGGCAUCGAAGAGAUUGGAUUGCUGUGGCGUGUAAAUGAUGAGCUUCAAGAACUUGAGAAGACUGUUUCAGCAAUCAAAGCUGUACUCCUUGAUGCCGAGAAGCAGAGGUUCCAUAACCAUCAAGUCAGAAAUUGGCUGGAGAGGCUUGAAGAAGUGGUUUAUGAAGCUGAUGAUUUGGUGGAUGACUUCUCCACUGAAGCUCUAAGAAGAAGACUGAUGCAUGGAAACAAGAUAUCCAAGCAGGUACGCACUUUCUUCUCGUCCUCGAACCAACUUGGUUUUAGGAGCAAAGUGGGUCACAAAAUAAAGCAAGUUAGGAAGAAACUAGCUGACAUUGCAGCUGACAGAAUUCAUUUGAAUUUGGAGGAGCGCUAUGAGGUUUCGAGCCAUGUUGUGGCCAGAAUGAGAGAUCAUACUCAUUCAUUUGUACACGACGAAGAAGUUAUUGGAAGAGGUGAUGAUAGAAUGGCAAUCCUACGACUUUUGGAUGCCAAAACUGAAGAGAAUGUGUCUGUCAUUCCCAUAGUUGGUGCUGGAGGGUUAGGAAAAACCACGGUUGCUCAGCUUGUUUUUAAUGAUAAGAAUGUGCAACAACAUUUUGAAGUGAGACUGUGGGUUUGUGUUUCUGACGUCUUUGACUUGAGAUUACUUGUUGAGAAAAUUACCAAGUUCGUAGUAGCAGAUAAGGUAAACCUUGAGAUGGAACAAUUGCAAAAACAUCUUCGAGAAAAAUUAAAUGGGAAGCGUUAUCUUCUUGUACUCGAUGAUGUUUGGAAUGAAAGCCGCGAGAAAUGGCUUGGCUUGAAGAACUUGUUGCCAAAUGAUGUUAAAGGGAGUAAAAUCAUUGUAACCACUCGAAGUGAAAUAGUUGCAAGGAUGGUCGGGACAAUGCAACCAUAUCACUUAAAAGUUCUAGAUGAAGAAAAUUCUUGGAAUCUGUUUAAGCAAAUGGCUUUUGAGAAAGAACAAGCGUCAAAGAUUGAUUCUAAUACUAUGGAAAUUGGGAGGCAAAUUGUAAAGAAGUGUGGAGGAAUUGGCAAUAAGAACAAUAGGAAGCAUGUUGUAUGGUAA